Messenger RNA from Trichosurus vulpecula (common brushtail), 2226 nucleotides. Its product is annotated as Fc receptor-like protein 2. Gene Ontology annotation, biological process: cell surface receptor signaling pathway. The record is from RefSeq and is a predicted model, not a curated record. The coding region runs from base 30 to 1961 and encodes 643 amino acids. Gene Ontology annotation, molecular function: transmembrane signaling receptor activity. NCBI's taxonomy places the organism in Eukaryota, Metazoa, Chordata, Mammalia, Diprotodontia, Phalangeridae. The transcript is spliced from 14 exons.
CUGUCCCAGUGUUUCGGGAUCUACCCCUCAUGCUUCUGUGGGCAUUGCUGUUGAUCCUUGGUUUGGUCGGCAGACAAUCUUCUUUUGCAAAGAAAGCCGUGGUGCACCUCAGCCCUCCAUGGACCACUAUCUUCCAAGGGGAGAAAGUGACUCUGACUUGCCAUGGAUUCAACUCCUCCAAACCAGCGACAACAUGGUGGUACAAAAACCAACGAUGGCAAAGUAAAUGGUCUACAAACAGUGUUGAGACUAAUCAGGAUGGAAAGUACACAUGCCAGACCCAGGACUCAGAUCUCAGUGACCCUGUGAACCUGAUAGUUUCUUCUGGUCCACUGAUCCUGCAGACCCCAUAUUCCGUAUUUGAAGGAGAAACAUUGGUCCUGAGAUGCCAAAGACAGCAUAAUGUGAAAAUCACAGACGUGUCAUACUAUAAAGAUGAAAAGAAAUUGUUUUAUCCCCCUAAAAACUCUGAUAUCUCCAUUUCCAUCCCACAAAUUAAUUUAAAUUACAGUGGCAACUAUCACUGCACAGCAGUUUUUCCAGAUAAUUACUUUUCUAAGAAAAAAAGUUCAAAAACAGUAGAGCUCCAAGUCCAAGAACUGUUUCCACCUCCUGAGCUGCAAACCACAACUUCAGAGCCCACUGAGGGGACCUCAGUGACCCUGAGAUGUGAGACCCAGCUCCCUCCACAGAGGUCAGACACCAAGCUGCACUUCUCCUUCUUCAGAGAUGGCAGGGUCAUUGCAUCAGGCUGGAAGAAGUCUCAGGUACUCCCAGCCAUCUGGAGGGAAGACUCAGGGUCAUACUGGUGUGAGGCAAAAGCCAUGACUCAGAAUAUUCAGAAACAGAGCAACCGCAUGAAGAUCAGUGUGAAAAGUAUCCCCGUCUCUGGCAUCAUCAUGGAGACCCAGCCCUCCGGGGGACAGGUGACUGAAGGAGAGAAACUGGUCCUCAUCUGCUCAAUAGCUCAGGGCACAGGGAACAUCACAUUCUCCUGGCACAUAGAGGGCAUUAACACAAGCCUGGAAGAGAAGACUCAACGUUCUCUGAAGGAGAAGUUUGUGCUCUCUGCUAUGAAUGAGAGUGACGCAGGGAAGUAUUACUGUACUGCUAACAAUGGCAUCAGCACCUUCAGCAGCCAGAGAGUGAAUGUCACCGUGCAAAUUCCAGUGUCUCAGCCCCUCUUCAACCUCAGUACACUUGGGACACAGGCCACUGUGGGAGAUGUAGUGGUGCUUCACUGUCAUGUCCUCAGAGGUUCUUUUCCAAUUCAGUAUCAAUUUUACCAUGGAAAGGCAAUCCUUGAGAACAGGAUGGCCCCUUCUGGAGGUGCAGUUUCCUUCAACCUCACCAUAACAACUGGGCAUUCUGGGAAGUACUUCUGUAGGGCCAACAACAGUUUCAGUUGCCAGCUCAGUGAAACUCUGACACUCUCCAUUUCAGUUCCUACAAGAAGUUGGAAGAAUACGGCCACUGUGGGAAUCAUUGUUGCCCUGAUCAGUAUCUUUAUCCUCAUUAUUGUGGCUCUCAUGGUUUACUUCAAACUCCUGAGAAAAUCAGGAAGAAGCUCUGCCCCCAGCUCAUACAGGGCCUCUCCCGUCUCAAACCUUCAAGAACCUGUCUACUCAAAUUCAUCUGCCCAAAUGGAAUUGGUGCCAAUAUAUAGCAAUGUGAAUCCUAUAACUAAGGACAUAGUCUACUCUGAGCUCUGGAGUACCCAACAGGGAGAAGCACAUAAAGUAAAUCCUGAAGUUGGAGAUGUGGUUUAUUCUGAGAUCUCUUCCAAAGAACAUGGAAAGGAAGCAAACAACACAAAGAACCCUCCGGAGGGCAAGGACUCCUCAGCUCUCUAUGCUGAGGUGAAGAAGAAAGAUCGACCUAGAGAUUCAGAGGAGAAGGCCAAGGCUGCAGAUAUAAGUCAAGAUGGUGCCAAAAGUGAUAAAAAUGUCAAGCUCUUCUGACCCCUCAGGGACAACUGGACCCACACCCAACUUGUUCUUCCACAUAGGUCCAUAAAACAGUUCUUUCCAUUAGUUCAAAACUGCACCCUGAACACACACAACACUGAAGCCACCUAACUGGCCCAUUUUGGUUUUCAUUAUGAAAGGAAGUUGAGUCAUCUUCACCCUUCACCGGGCUUUUCCUUUCUGGCCUAGCACACCCACCCAGGAAACCAAAUUACAAAACAAAAGGUUGUUCAGCAAAUGCAAAAAUAAGGCAGAGGAU